UUCUAAACAAUGGUUUCUGAUGUUGGGUCUUUGAUGUGAUGUUUUAUGUGAACAAGUGAACUAGAAUUAGAUCUAGAUAAUCUAGAUCUAGACUCUUCGUCUAGUUUUAGUUUUCUUUUGUCCAUCUUGGCUACCUCCAUCUUUUAGCUCUUUAGACUGUAUCGACAGUUGAUCUUGAUACGAAAGAAAGCGAAGUCUAGAGACUUGACAGACUUUACUACUUCUUUUAGUCUUUUAGAAUGUUGGCAUUGUUGGUGGAAAAUUGAGCUCUUCUACUUCUUUGUAAAAUCUCAGGUCUUCUGGCUGUCGGACUCUAUACAAGACUGGUGACAAGAAGGUCUGUCUCUUAGAGAGUUGCUAUAAAUAACUUAAAGCGAAGACAAGUGAAUGCUAGAUCUAAAUACUAGAUCUAGAUUAGAUAUCUAGAUCUACUUGUGGUCUGUCAAGUAGGCCUCUUGUCUUAAUUCCAGCCUUAGAUCUUGAUCUUGUCUUGGUGGAGGGCCGGCUUGGGCGCCUAGGCUAGGGCAAGGUAGAGAUAACAGCUACCAAGAUGGCAAUGCCUCCUGUGCCCCCGGGGAAACGUAAAGAAAUCUACAAGUAUGAAGCUCCAUGGACUGUUUACAGCAUGAACUGGAGCAUCCGACCUGACAAGCGCUUCAGGUUGGCCCUUGGCAGCUUUGUAGAGGAGUACAAUAAUAAGGUUCAGAUUGUCAGUCUUGACGAGGAAACUUCAGAUUUUUCGGCAAAGAGCACAUUUGAUCACCCAUACCCCACCACAAAGAUAAUGUGGAUUCCAGAUUCUAAAGGAGUGUUUCCUGAUUUGUUGGCAACAUCUGGUGACUACCUGAGGGUUUGGAGAGUACACGACACAGAGACACGGCUAGAAUGUUUGCUCAACAAUAAUAAAAAUUCAGACUUCUGUGCUCCAUUAACAUCAUUUGACUGGAAUGAAGUGGACCCAAACCUGUUAGGCACCUCCAGCAUUGACACAACUUGCACCAUAUGGGGUUUGGAGACUGGUCAAGUUCUGGGCAGGGUGAACAUGGUCUCAGGCCACGUGAAGACUCAGCUCAUAGCCCACGACAAGGAAGUCUACGACAUUGCCUUCAGCCGUGCCGGGGGUGGCCGCGACAUGUUUGCAAGUGUUGGUGCGGACGGCUCAGUACGUAUGUUUGACUUGCGGCAUCUGGAGCACUCAACUAUCAUCUACGAAGAUCAGCAGCAUGUGCCACUGCUGAGACUCGCCUGGAACAAGCAGGACCCCAACUACUUGGCCACUAUGGCUCUGGACGCCCUUGAGGUUAUCAUCCUGGACGUACGUGUUCCCUGCACGCCUGUAGCACGCCUCAGCAACCACCGGGCAUGUGUCAAUGGGAUUGGUUGGGCCCCUCAUUCCAGCUGCCACAUCUGCACUGCCGCGGACGACCACCAGGCCCUGAUUUGGGACAUCCAACAAAUGCCACGAGCUAUCGAGGACCCGAUCCUGGCAUACACGGCCGGCGGGGAGAUCAACCAGAUCCAGUGGUCCUCCACGCAGCCCGACUGGAUAAGCAUCUGCUACAACAAUUGCAUGGAGAUUCUCAGGGUGUAACGACGAUGAUGGUGUGAAAAUGUUAAGAACGUAUCUAUGUCGGGGUUGAGGUCAAGAGAGCGUGCAAAAAUUGAUAUUAAGAUCUAGAGAGAGUAUAAUGGUACCCACAUUGAGAUCUAGAGAGAGUGUGUUGAUGCAGACAUUGAAGUGAGUAUAAUGAUAAACUGCAGUGGUGGUGUGAAAAUAUUGAGAGUGUAUCUACAUCACCAUUGAGGUCGAGAGAGUUUAAUGACCUCCACACUGAGAUCUAGAGAGAGAGAGUAGUGAUACAGAUAUAUUGAGAUCUAGAGAGACUGUAUUGGUGCUAACAUUGAGAUCUUGAGAGGCUGUGUUGACACCAACAUUAAUAUCUAGAGAGAGCGUGUCAAUACUGGUAUUGAGUUCUAGAGCAAUCUAGAGAGAGUGUUGUGCUAUUGACUUUAAGACCUCGAUAGAAUUGAUAUCGCUCUUGAGGUUUAGAAAGAGGGUGCUUCUGUGCUAUAUAUUGGCUUGUACUCUGAGGUAUACUGGAAGCUCUCGAGUGUCACUGCCGCAACAGUGUGACCAUCUUUAUGGAGUGAAGUGACAAUGACCUUGACAAUGUGACUUCAACGUGACCUUACUGGACCAGCUACUGCCACAACUGCUAUGUGUGGAAUUGUUCACAGUACAUCAGCAAAUUUGAAAGUAUGGAGACAGUGUUGCAAUGGUUGCUCUAAGAUAUUCAGAGAAUGUGUUAGUACUGAUAUCAGCUUUCCGGUCAUGAAGAGCCUGUAUUGAUAUUUUCAUUGAAAUCUUGACAAGAUGUACUAAUAUUGGCACUGAGAUUUUUAUUACAUAUUUGUGGUUUUGACUUUGAGAUUUUUAGGUUUGGAAAUGGAAAGUGAACAGAUAUUAACCUUCAGAUUUUGAGGCUUCUGAUAAUAAUAUGAAUUUUAAAGUUGUGAGGUUUAGAGAGCAUUAUAUCGAUAUCAACCUUAAAAUUUGGAGAGACUACAUUGACAAGGACGUGGAAGUCUUGAGAUGUGCCAAAUAGUCCUACAAAGUUGAGAUCUGUGUAUGUGUUUGUAUGAUUAUGGGCAUGUGUUUGUGCGUGUGUGCUAUUGACAUCAGUUAUUGAGUUAUUGUGUGUGAAUGUAUAUUUGUAUUCUUACAUGGUUGAUGGGCCAAGACAUUACUGUUUUUGGAUACUGUCUCAGUGUUUUCAUGUUUUUGAAAGAGAGGAAGAAUACUUGGAGGCCCAUUGAUAAUUGGAAGUGCGCAAGUAUGCAUAUAUGUGUAGACUCUGUCAUAAAGAGAUAAAGGAUUGGGUGAAUAUUGUGAGUUUAAAGAGCAGAAAGAUAAAGAGGUACAUAAAGGAAUGGUUGUUUCUGGGUUAUUCUGCUUGACUCUUUAGGCAGCUGAGGCGUGAUGGAGAGAAAAUCCCACAAAAGCCUAGAUGUAUCCAUAGUAGUAAAUUCCAAAUCCAAAUGGCCAGUUAUUUGGCCUAGCUGAGUGUGAUGUUUUCUCUGUAUCUUUUUUUUCCCCAGCCUCUUGUGCUGCACGCAUUUUGAAAAAAAAUACUGAAAUUAUUUUACAUUUCUUGUGAUUUUGUUUAAUCCUGCGCAAUAGAGACCUUUUUUGUUAGGCCUUAAAACCUGAAAAGUUUAAUCUUUUACAAUAAUGUGUCGCUAAAAAUUGUUUUGACAGAAAGCUUUCCGACUGAAUAGAGGGGCUUGUAUUAUUAGAUGAGCGCCACUAUCAUUCGUUUCCUUUUGUCAGUUUUGCAUCUUCCAAGUUCUAAAUGACCAUUAUGGUUCUGAUGCACUUUUCUUUCAAUGAAAUUAGGUAAUGGCUAAUGAUGUGUCAAAUGAUUAAUGAAAGUUUACUGGUUGUUUUAUGAUGAAUAGAAGAGGACACAAUGGUUUCAAAGUCAUUAUUUGGACUGCUGCUUGCAGAUGCAUCAUUUUUUAAAGUCCUGUGGCCCUUCAGUGAAAUAAUUUUUACUGCAUUAAAUUUGUAUCCCUUAUGUGAAUUCCUCUUUAUCUCUUGUAUGAAUGCGCCUCAAAAUUAUUUUAACUGAACAGAUUUUACAUUUGUCGUAUGAAUUCAAUCUGCAGGCUGUCCAUUUGAAAAAUAAAGCUGUUCUUUGGGAAUAAGUUUUGAUUCCCUUAUAGUUGAACUUCGAAAUUUCAGAAGCACAAUGAUCUGUGUUUCUUUCCUGGUAUUAUAAUUUUUCGUAGUUGCAGCGUCAUGUCCAAGGGCUCUUCUCAAUGUGACCAAGGAGGUUUUUCUGCCUUACAAGUAGUGUUGAGAGAUAGCAAUGUCUGACCCAUUUCUAUGACAACAUUAACAAAAGAAGAUUCGUUACCAUGAAAUGUUCACUUAUCCUUUUUUUUAACGGUUAAGUAUGUGUAUUAACUAAAAUCAAAAUGUAUAAUUCUUUAUUUAAGACAAUGAGAAAAUAUUGUUUAUAAGGCAAUGGAUGUAAACUAUUUUUUGUUCCUUAAAUGCAAAUGUUUAUUAUCAAUAUAUGGAAGUGUUCUCUGUCAAAAGUUAUUCACAAACAAUUGUUUAUUUUUCUAAUGGUCAGCCUAUAAAACAAAUGAGAAUACUUGCUAUUAUGAGUUUCUUCCAAGUAUAAACGACUGUGUAUAGAUCUGUGCAUUUUGUGCAAGUGUUGUAGAUUGUGUGUAUAGUAUAAUCUUGUAUGAACUUUUUUGCCUUCAGGCGAUGAGGAAAUCAUGACCCAGAAGAACGACCAAAUUCAUUUAUACACAAAAUUGUACAUAAGAUUAAGAUCAUCUUCAUUAUUCAUUUUACAUGUUCUCUCAAGUACAUGUACAGUAAAACAUGACUACAGCAGGACCCAUCCCAGCAGCGGGACCUUACCGGAAUCUCCCUUUUUUUUCUAUGUACUCUCAAUUGCUUGUGCUCGGGUUUAGCAGGGCAAGGGAAAGCCCGAAUUUGGAUACAGCGGGAGAGAUGGGGUGAGCUCUAGCUGGAGGGAAUGGGGUUGGGGGGCUGUAGGCGGGCUCCGAACAGGCAGUCAGCGGUGCAGCAUUGUGCUUGGCCAGUCCAGUGAUGAGUGAGGUGGGACAGGCGGCAGAGAGUGAUGGUGCGGAGAGGCGCGUUACGUGAGCCACUCCAAAAGUGAUAUGCCGUAGCUUAGACGCUCAGUAUGAUAAGCUUAUGAUUCAUUGAAUUGCGAUCGUUGAUGCUCAUAAGCAUACACACGCAUACACUUCACCAGUUCUACAGCAGGCCUACCAGUACGAUAGACAGCACAAGUAACAAGACUGAGGAAAAGAUGGCUUCCAACAAGGACAAAAGGAAAUACUUCUCACUCGAAUUAAAGGUCAAGAAAAUCAACGAAGUUGACAAGAAAAGGAAGACUAAAGAGGAAGGGUGGUAAUCAUGUAGAUUUAAACAUUUUUCUAGGUUAUUUCCCCUUUGCAUUCCUAUAGCGGAACUCGCCUACAGCGGGAUUUUUCUUCUAGAACCACAUGUCCUGCUAUAGCCGUGCUCUACUGUAUAAUGUUUGUUGAUAUGGCAAAGUGCAUCCGCUGUAGAACAAUAAGGAGUUCCAAAAAUGCGCAAAUUGAGUACAUUAUGCCCUGAAUAGUAAUUGUUAUCUGCUGCGUUUGAUUUCUGUUUUCUCAAAUAGCGCUUCGGUUUAAAUGAAAGUAAAACUUGAACUCUUCUCUAAGUAAGUGGUGGCAAAAAACUGUUUGAUAUUGCUCUCUUGUGGAUGAUAAUAAAGCCUUUGUAAAUGUUUAAAAGCCAGUAAAUAUGUACAGCAAUUUAUACCAUUGUAAGUCUGUAAAAGCCAGUGUGUUAAAAAAAAAAAAAUGUCCUGAUCUUAGAGACAGUAGCAUACCUCUGUAAAUUUUGAAUGGGAGAUAAUCAAUGCUUUGAAAAUCUCAUAGUGGUAAUAGGCGUAUGUAUAUAUAGGAAACUGGUGUGAAUUGGUAAGAGUCUUGGUCUUAUUAUUUCUUUGUCUGUUGUUUUUCAAUACAUGAUCCACUUGUGAGGGUUUCAUGCGAUGUCCUCAUUUCAUUCUACUGUACAUGUACAUAUAGCCUCUUUGUUUCUGAUCACUUGUCUAAGUACUAGCGAGUGGCUGUGCUUCCACUUGAAGGUUUCCAGCAGUUUUUUCUUUUUACUAUAUUAUGAAGAGGCGGGUAAAGAAACAGGAGAAGUCCAUUUCUUG
Molecule: messenger RNA, 5762 nt
Organism: Aplysia californica (California sea hare)
Lineage: Eukaryota; Metazoa; Mollusca; Gastropoda; Aplysiida; Aplysiidae
Product: DDB1- and CUL4-associated factor 7
Exons: 8
Coding region: 551-1591 (346 amino acids)
Cellular component (GO): nucleus
Molecular function (GO): protein binding
Source: RefSeq, a predicted model, not a curated record